Urocitellus parryii (Arctic ground squirrel) is the source of this 1143-nucleotide messenger RNA. The record is from RefSeq and is a predicted model, not a curated record. NCBI's taxonomy places the organism in Eukaryota, Metazoa, Chordata, Mammalia, Rodentia, Sciuridae.
CGGGACAUAGCUCUCACUGCUUGAGACUUAUCUGCUUUUCUCUAACCCAGUCCUCUCCUGUUCUCCAUCAUGGUGAGUCUGUGGCUCCGUGGAAGCUCCUGCAUGGCACAUCUGACAAUGAUGCUGAUGGCACUGAGCCUUCCCCUGGCUUUGACCAGGGACACCAGACCACGUUUCCUGGAGCAAGUUUCACACGAGUGUCAUUUCUCCAACGGGACGGAGCGGGUGCGGUUCCUGGAGAGAUACUUCUACAACCGGGAGGAGUACGCGCGCUUCGACAGCGAAGUGGGGGAGUACCGCGCGGUGAGCGAGCUGGGGCGGCCGGAUGCCAAGUACUGGAACAGCCAGAAGGACUUCCUGGAGCGGAAGCGGGGACAGGUGGACAACUACUGCCGACACAACUAUGGGGUUGGUGAGAGCUUCACUGUGGAGCGGAGAGAUGGCAGCCCCCAUGGUUGGCGCGAUGACAUCACAUUGCGCGACCACCUACUUCCUUAUUUUCGGCCCGGGGGAGGGCCGACCGGAACUUUUGUGUUCCGGUCAGGGGGAAAUGAUAACAAGAAGCGAAAUCUCCGGUCCCUAGAAACAUCUCUACUGGCAUUUCUAUAUCCUCCCUUUUGUUCCUUUCUGCCUGUUCAGUACAAAAAUCAGUCCAGGGCGCAGUCUGGAUCUGCACAGAGCAAGAUGCUGAGUGGAGUGGGCGGCUUUGUGCUGGGUUCGCUAUUUCUUGUGCUGGGGAUGUUCAUCUACUACAAGAAUCAGAAGGGACGCUCUGGACUUCAGCCAACAGGACUCCUGAGCUGARGAGAAGGUGACAACACUGAAGGAAGGACCCAUGUCCUACCUCCCCAGGUCAUGAAAAGGCUCCUGCUUGGCUCUCCUUCUUCCACAGAGACAGGGCUUUCUCAGGACUUGGUCACUCCUGGUUCAGUGACCCCACAGAACAUGUCCUCCCUGCUGGCCUCCUGAGCCCUUAGCCCUGACCUGGAAGCCCCAGUACAGACACCAGCUGGACCUUGCCUUCAUUCUCCGUGACUCCUUUGUCUUCAAACCUUCACACCUCCCAUGAAUCGCAAUCACUUUGUGCCACUUUACUUUAUUCCAUUUCUUUUCAAAUAAAUGUGGGGGUGAAAAUCCUCUGCU